GCGGCGUUGGAGGAGGAGGACGCGCGCGAGCGCCGCCAGGCCCCGCUGACGGACAUCCUGGUGGCGGAUGCACAGGGCCGGGCUGGCCAUAUCGCCGCCUGCCCUUUCGGGUGGGGGCGAUCCAGUGGCUGCAAGGCGAGGAGGAAGGGGACCAGCUCCACUACGAGGGCUUCAUGCUGGCGCAUGCGCUCGCCCAGCGUACGGUCCUGGAGGCGGCGUUGGUGGAGGAUGACGAGGAGCGGGAGUCAGCGCGCGAACGGCGCCAG
Molecule: messenger RNA, 266 nt
Organism: Symbiodinium natans
Lineage: Eukaryota; Dinophyceae; Suessiales; Symbiodiniaceae
Source: the annotation of a GenBank genome assembly